This is a messenger RNA of Striga asiatica, 996 nucleotides long. The record is from the annotation of a GenBank genome assembly. Lineage: Eukaryota; Viridiplantae; Streptophyta; Magnoliopsida; Lamiales; Orobanchaceae.
AUGUCCGAUUCUUGGACCGAUUGUUGGUCAUUUUGGACUCCAUUGAUGACGUCGUUGAUUUCUUUUCGGAGUGUGGAUAGUUUGGAAGGAUGCCGUAAAAGCUCUGUCAUUGCCCAUUCCACUGUGCUUGAUGAAGUGUCCGUGCCAGCUGCAAAUAAGUCCUGCAUUACAAGUCAAAACAAAUCAAGCUGUUUGAAUUUUAUGCUUAAUAUCGUCUCUGCUCAAUUCAGCCUUGAGAUGAAGCUCAAUAAGGGCCUCCAACAAGUCAUCCUUAAUAUUAUUAUUAUCUCCUCUGCACCUCAACUUCUCAUCAAUAAUCCUAUCAAAAAUCUGAAACAGCCGCCCGAAAUAAUACUCCGUGUCCCUCUGGAUCCCCUGCGGGUCGACCCGUCUGAGAACCGGGAAGAAAUCGGCCAAAUUGGGCUUCCCAAUGGAGCGCAUCACCCCCCAGACAACAUCCCGGAUCUCGUGAGACGAGCCCGACCCGAACCCCGCAAACUCCUCAGAGAAGAGGGUGGCCGACAUGAGGUUGAGGACAGUCGUGAACGCGGCCUCCCCCACGUCCACGGCCCGGCCCGAAUCACGGCAGGACUUCACAUACCCACCUGGCCCAACUUCUCCCUCCGCAGGCCCUGGCCCGAGUCGAGCCGUGGGCCCGAGAACAACUGCUCCCGGCAUAUCUUGCGGAGCUUCCGCCACUGCACGUCCACCGGGAGCCACACCAUGGAGAACACGUCCACGGCUCGCGCGGCUUCCGGCGAGGAUAUGACGACAGUUGUUAUGGUUCCGAGCUUGAGGGACAUCACGGGCCCGUACUCUCGGGAGAGCUUGGCCAGUGAUUGGUGGGGUUUCGGGCCGAGGACGAGGAUGUUGCCGAUUAUUGAGAGGGGAAAAGGGCCCGGAGGAAGGUUUGUGGGCCUACGGGCCCUGGAGUUUAGGAUGAUGACGGUGGAAAUCCAGAUGAUGGAGAUUAGAAGGAGAAGCGGUGAAAGAUAA